Molecule: messenger RNA, 363 nt
Organism: Echinostoma caproni
Lineage: Eukaryota; Metazoa; Platyhelminthes; Trematoda; Plagiorchiida; Echinostomatidae
Source: the annotation of a GenBank genome assembly
AUGCGUCGAUGGGCUGGCGACGGCCACUGUUCGAUUUUGGGUGAUUUCAAUGUACCCCUAAUCGAUUGGGACGAAAAUCGCUGCCUACCGGGAGCAGACCAAUUCUCCAGAGACCUCGAAGUCGCGAACCAGUUGACUCUGCAUCAACACUCCCGCGAGCCCACCAGGAUCCACGAUUCUGCCCAGUCAGUCCUAGAUCUGGUGUUAUCCCCUCGAACAUCGGACGUUGACGUCAUUGACCACCUCCAGCCACUCGGUUCGAGCGAUUAUUCGACCUGUUGGUGCAUUGGCGAUGUGGAGCUCCGUAUCGCUCUCGACCACAUUCCGGACCCAAUGUCUGGAAAGCGGACCACCAUGGCCUGA